Gadus chalcogrammus (walleye pollock) is the source of this 841-nucleotide messenger RNA. Its product is annotated as ubiquitin carboxyl-terminal hydrolase 37-like. Gene Ontology annotation, molecular function: cysteine-type deubiquitinase activity. NCBI's taxonomy places the organism in Eukaryota, Metazoa, Chordata, Actinopteri, Gadiformes, Gadidae. The transcript has 6 exons. The record is from RefSeq and is a predicted model, not a curated record. Gene Ontology annotation, biological process: protein deubiquitination. The coding region runs from base 394 to 720 and encodes 108 amino acids.
GGUGACAAGGUCUUCCAGGAGGAGGAGCAGAACCACUUGUCCUUGGACCUCCACCCGUCGUUGAUAGCUGGCCUCCAAUUCUACUUCAAAGUCAGUACACCGUUGUGUUGGUGUGUCCGAUUACGCUGGUCCACUGAUACUCACAGAGCACUUUCCCUCAGCCUUCAGAGUUGGAGUGCACCUGCCGGCAGUGCUCUGGAUGCCAGGCAACAGCGGUUCGGCAUUUCCUCACUCUGCCCAGAGUGUUACUCCUUCACAUGAAGCGCUUCCACCACGACGGGGCACGGUUGAGGAAGGUGACCGAUGCUGUCAGCGUUCCUCCAUGGCUGUCUCUGGCCUCCCUCGUUGGAGAGCAGGGUGCUGCAGCUGGGAUAGACCCACUGAGAUCAAGUUAUGGAGAGGGGGACAUCGCAUCUGGAGCAAAACCAAGUGCAAACAUGGAAGGAUCACAGCAACCAGAGCACCUACCGUCUGUCGGGGAUGGUCUCUCACCUCGGGGAGAGCAUCAACACCGGCCACUACGUCAGUGACGUCGCUGGAGAGGACGGCGCCGGAUGGUUGACCCUCAACGACGCCCGUGUGACGCCCGCGGAGACGCCGGUCCUGAGGACCAGAGAGAAGACCGCCUACAUGUUGUUUUACGUCCUAAGUGGAGCAGAAGAGGGAAGCCAUGUCCCACUGGCUCAGAACCAGGAGCCAUCUGGAGCUGAGAGGGACUGACACCUGUGAGGCCCGGGAGAGCGUUUGAUUGGUGGAGCCUCUACAGCCCGCUCUGUGGGCCGCACCCUGCAGCCCCCCUCUACAGCUGAGGCCCACCUUUAAACGCCCCCCUAGGGGCCAC